Molecule: messenger RNA, 1626 nt
Organism: Lathyrus sativus (Indian pea)
Lineage: Eukaryota; Viridiplantae; Streptophyta; Magnoliopsida; Fabales; Fabaceae
Source: the annotation of a GenBank genome assembly
AUGGUUAGAGCAAUUGAUCAAGAACAGGAAACUAACAAAUCCAAAUUAUUCUAUUUUAAAGGAAUGUUUGAGAAUACAGGGAGGCAUACAAAAAGUUUAAGCAUUGAAAGUGCUAGCACAUUAGAUCCUACUUCAGAAGAUGAUCCUGUUUCAUCAAGAAGUCAAGGAUCAAAACCUCUUCAACAUGAUCCUCUUCCUAACAAGUCAAGAACAAUCAAGGAGGAAAUUGUAGCCAAAGAAGCCAAAGAUAAGCUAUUACAAGAAAUCGAACAGAUGAAGGAGAGAUUCGCUAAACUACUAUUGGGAGAGGAUAUGUCUGGUGGAGGAAAAGGUGUUUCAUCAGCUUUGGCAUUGUCAAAUGCUUUAACAAAUCUUGCUGCUGCUGUUUUCGGUGAACAAAAGCGUCUCGAGCCAAUGGCGACCGAAAGGAAAGCGAGAUGGAGAAAAGAAAUCGAUUGGCUUCUUUCGGUCACUGAUUAUGUUGUUGAAAUGGUUCCAACUCAACAGAAAGGCAAGGAUGGUUCAAGCAUGGAGAUUAUGACAACGCGACAACGAACCGAUCUUCACAUGAAUAUCCCCGCCUUAAGAAAGCUUGAUACAAUGCUUAUUGAUUGUCUGGAUAACUUCAAAGACCAAAAUGAAUUCUAUUAUGUAUCGAAAGAUGCGGACGAUCCCGAUAGGGCAAAAGGUAAAAAUGAGGACAAGUGGUGGUUACCAACACCUAAAGUACCUAUAGAUGGUUUAUCCGAUGGAGCAAGAAGGUUUUUGCAGUAUCAGAAAGAUUGUGUGAAUCAAGUACUUAAAGCAGCCAUGGCUAUAAAUGCUCAAACUCUAUCAGAAAUGGAGAUUCCCGAAAGCUAUAUCGAAUCCCUACCUAAGAAUGGAAGAGCAAGUUUAGGUGACUUGAUCUACCGGAGUAUUACCGAUGAAUUCUUCGAUCCCGAUCAAUUCCUAGCGACAGUGGACAUGUCAUCGGAACACAAAAUUCUAGACCUAAAGAAUAGAAUUGAAGCAUCAAUAGUGAUUUGGAAGAGGAAGAUGAACCAAAAAGAUACAAAGUCAGCUUGGGGUUCAGCUGUGAGUAUCGAGAAAAGGGAACUUUUCGAAGAGAGGGCAGAAACCAUCUUACUUCUCUUGAAGCAUAGAUUUCCAGGGCUUCCACAAUCUUCAUUAGAUAUAAGCAAAAUCCAAUUCAACAGAGAUGUAGGGCAAGCUGUUCUUGAAAGCUAUUCAAGAAUAUUGGAAAGUUUGGCGUUUACAGUACUAUCGAGAAUAGAAGAUGUUCUCCACGCAGAUUGCCAAACGGUAAGUCCGUCAUCAGGAAGAAGAAACAGUGUAAGAAAUCCAGUUCCAAAGCCAGACAAGUGUCCAACACUAAGAGAAGAGGUCGAAAGGAGCAGCAACGCGGAACCACUUUGUUCGAUGACACUAUCGGAUUUCAUGGGUUGGAGCGGCGAGCAAGGUGAAUCAGACAUGAAUAAAAAGGAUCCCCUUGCUGUUUCAGAUGAUUUGGACAAAGAUGUUGAUAGUGGAAAGCUUAACAAACUUCCAACUAUAGUGACUGAUAAGAAAGUGUCUUACGUUGAGAACAUAGGAGGCAUAAGAAGUCCAACAUCACGCCAUUGA